Molecule: messenger RNA, 3060 nt
Organism: Pelobates fuscus (common spadefoot toad)
Lineage: Eukaryota; Metazoa; Chordata; Amphibia; Anura; Pelobatidae
Gene: TM9SF4
Product: transmembrane 9 superfamily member 4
Exons: 18
Coding region: 54-1985 (643 amino acids)
Biological process (GO): protein localization to membrane
Cellular component (GO): membrane
Source: RefSeq, a predicted model, not a curated record
UAGCCAAGGACGGGUCAUUUCCGCUGUCGUCAGCAGGGACACGUGGAUCCAAGAUGGCGGCGGCUGUUGCGGGGAGGUGUGUGGAGCUGCUCCUCUGUCUCUCAUUAAUUCAUGGGAUCCACUGCUUCUACGUGCCAGGGGUGGCUCCGAUGAAUUUUCGGCAGAAUUCUCCUGUGGAUAUCAAGGCUGUGAAACUCACUAGUUCCCGCACACAGCUGCCAUAUGAAUACUACUCGUUGCCUUUUUGCAAACCCAAGGAAGUAACAUACAAAGCAGAGAAUUUGGGUGAGGUUCUUAGAGGAGAUCGGAUUGUGAACACUCCAUUUAAGGUUCUUAUGAACAGUAAUAAGAAGUGUGAGAUUCUUUGUGGCUCUCCUAGCAAGCCAACAUUGCUCAAAGUAGAGGACAGCAAGCUGGUGGCAGAACGCAUACGAGAAGAGUAUUACGUUCACCUGAUUGCGGAUAACCUACCUGUGGCGACCAGGCUGGACCUAUAUCUUAACCACGAUGAUGACGACAAGAAGAAAGAGCGAGAUGUCACAUUUGAGCAUGGAUACAGACUGGGAUUUACAGACAACAACAAGUUCUACCUGCACAAUCACCUGUCCUUCUUUUUACAUUAUCAUCGAGAAGUGGUGGAGGAAAAUCAGGAACCCACUUUCAGGGUCGUGAGAUUUGAAGUCAUUCCUCAGAGCAUCAGAAUGGAAGAUCUGAAAGGUACGGAGGAUGGGUCUUGCAUGGUUCCUGAAAGCUCCAACUCUGUCCCCCAGGAGAUCGACCCCGCCAAGGAAAACAGGCUGCUCUUCACAUACUCUGUGCAGUGGAAGGAAAGUGACAUUAAAUGGGCCUCCCGCUGGGACAUCUACCUUACCAUGAGCGAUGUUCAGAUUCACUGGUUCUCCAUCAUCAAUUCUGUGGUUGUUGUGUUCUUCCUUUCAGGUAUUCUGAGCAUGAUCAUUAUCCGAACUCUGAGGAAGGACAUUGCAAACUACAACAAGGAGGAUGACAUUGAAGAUACAAUGGAAGAAUCUGGCUGGAAACUAGUGCAUGGGGAUGUGUUCCGACCCCCCCAGUAUCCCAUGAUCCUUAGCUCACUCCUUGGGUCUGGCAUUCAGCUCUUCUGCAUGGUCCUUAUUGUCAUAUUUGUGGCCAUGCUGGGUAUGCUGUCACCAUCCAGUAGAGGAGCUCUGAUGACCACGGCUUGCUUCCUCUUCAUGUUCAUGGGAGUGUUUGGUGGUUUUUUUGCUGGAAGGCUCUAUCGGACACUAAAAGGUCACCGAUGGCGCAAAGGAGCAUUUUGUACUGCGAUGCUUUACCCCGGAGUGGUGUUUGGAAUCUGCUUCAUCCUGAACUGUUUCAUUUGGGGGAAGCAUUCAUCUGGAGCAGUGCCGUUCCCUACAAUGCUGGCCUUGCUGUGCAUGUGGUUUGGGAUUUCCUUACCCCUGGUGUAUCUCGGUUAUUACUUUGGGUUCCGCAAGCAGCCUUAUGAUAAUCCCGUCCGGACAAACCAGAUCCCGAGGCAGAUCCCAGAGCAACGCUGGUAUAUGAAACGGUUUGUGGGGAUCCUGAUGGCUGGAAUCUUGCCGUUUGGAGCAAUGUUCAUUGAACUGUUCUUUAUUUUCAGUGCCAUUUGGGAGAACCAGUUCUACUAUCUGUUUGGAUUCCUGUUUCUGGUAUUUAUCAUCCUCGUAGUGUCUUGUUCUCAAAUCAGCAUUGUCAUGGUGUACUUCCAGCUGUGUGCGGAGGAUUAUCGUUGGUGGUGGAGAACGUUCCUCGUGUCUGGCGGAUCCGCAUUUUAUGUUUUGAUUUACGCCAUUUUCUACUUUGUGAAUAAGUUGGAUAUAGUUGAGUUUAUUCCGUCCCUUUUGUACUUUGGUUACACGGCGCUGAUGGUCUUAUCGUUCUGGCUGCUCACCGGGACCAUUGGCUUCUACGCCGCUUACAUGUUUAUCCGAAAGAUCUAUGCCGCGGUGAAAAUCGACUAACUGCAUGAUUCCUCGCAGCAAACCUAGCACAAGGCAGAGCCAAAACCCCUCCGCCAAGACUCCCACCAUCAGGGAACCAUAACAAAACUGUCAUCCUCAUUCAGAAUGUAAUGGACGGGCAAGGAAUUCUAUAUAACUGCAUUUUAACCUUUUUUGGUAUUCCGAUUUUCAAGUGCGGGUUUUUACUUUAAAGCUGAAAUCUGUCCCAGUUUAUAUAACUGCUCCUUUCUUGUUUUUCUUACUUUUUAAAUUAUUAAUGUGGGUUCAAGAUCAAGCUGGUUAGGAUGUUUUUAAGGGGUGGUAUGUAAAUGGGAAGGCACUGUUGCAUUAUGGGUGUCUCGGCAAGUGCCAGAUGAUUGAAAUACUCGUUGCUGACUGGUCAUGUGACAAUCUACAGGGGGGAAAGAAUCAGUGAGGAGUACUCUGUUUUGUGCUUGCGCAACAGUCACAUGCUGGUGAAAGCGAGGCUCUCUCGUGAUCAUUGUUCGAAGGCUUUAUAGAACACUGUAUUUUUUUUUUUUAUUCAGUAAUGUAUAACCUUGAUCAUGAGCUGGGACAUGUACUUGGAGAUGUUUGGAGUGCCAACAAAUAGCAUGGAUUGUGUCCCUGUGGGCACCUCCUAAUCUCACCUGAGCGAGAAUCUCUUUGCCAAGGACUGAGAAUUAAGCUCUCCUGACGUAGGUCUCAUUUUCUGUCAUCAUACAUGCUUUCUUCAUUAAACAAGUCUGAAGAGUUGCAGUUUAAAAAAAAACAACAAAACACAAACUCAUUUCAAAGUCAUUACCUGUUUGGGCCGCAAAUCUUGGAAAAAGGCUUUUACAAACAUGUAUCCAUCUGUUCUUGGAGCCAGCCUGGACUUAUUCAGCACAUAAUCCAAACUAAAUUAUUUUCCAUUUUUAAAAUGAAUAUCUUGAAGAAAUUACACUUUUUUUUUUUUAACUGUAUUCCAUCUUUAUGUCCUUUUUUGUAAAUAAAUACCCCUUCUGGUGUUUCGAUCUUUAAUAUUUAUUUUGAAUGACAGUAACACUUGCAGUUUCACACUCCCUGCUUGAAAUAAAGGUUCCUCAUCCCACCA